AUGCAAAUCGUGAUGAACAGUUGCAACGUCUGUGCAAUGAUGUCUGUUGAUCCUCAUGAAUCCGGAGUAGCAGGUGCGAUACUGCAGACUUCUUUCCAGAUAGGUUCUACUGUAGCUUUAUCUAUUCAAUCGGGUCUCCUAACGGUCUAUCCGAACUCGUACUUCGAUAUACGGAAUAUCCGCGCUUCGUGGUAUUUUAUGCUCGGUUGGACCGCCGUGUGGUUGAUUAUGUUCGCGGCGUUGUAUCGUCAACCAAGGGAGAAAUCGUCCGGGACAAGGGCGGCUCAUUAG
Molecule: messenger RNA, 291 nt
Organism: Kwoniella mangroviensis CBS 8507
Lineage: Eukaryota; Fungi; Basidiomycota; Tremellomycetes; Tremellales; Cryptococcaceae
Exons: 2
Coding region: 1-291 (96 amino acids)
Source: RefSeq, a predicted model, not a curated record